AGUCCGGGUCUUGGCGGGCCCCCUCCUCCCUCCCGCUCCCCGCGCUCUCGCCUUUUAAUCAUGCCCCUCUGUCUGUGUGUGAGUGCAGGCAGGCUGACAAUGAUUUCCUCAGUGAUUACGUACAGAGCGAGUCCCUGCGGGUUAGGGGCCCCCUCUGGAGCCAUCCUGAUGGCUUUGGGGGCCUUGCUUCCAUUUUCCAUUAUUAUGUGGACUACCGGAGCGACAGCGCAGUCCAAGACCUUGCAGGAUGUCUCGCCGCAAGCAAGCGAAACCGAGAUCCCUCAAAGACCCCAACUGUAAACUUGAAGACAAGACUGAAGAUGGAGAGGCGCUAGAUUGUAAGAAGAGGCCGGAAGACGGGGAGGAGUUGGAAGACGAGGCUGUGCACAGCUGUGACAGCUGCCUCCAGGUGUUUGAAUCGCUGAGCGAUAUCACAGAACACAAGAUUAAUCAAUGUCAACUGACAGAUGGAGUGGAUGUUGAAGAUGAUCCGACUUGCUCUUGGCCAGCUUCCUCACCUUCCAGCAAGGAUCAGACUUCCCCUAGCCAUGGAGAAGGUUGCGAUUUUGGAGAGGAAGAAGGUGGCCCUGGGCUUCCAUACCCAUGUCAAUUCUGUGACAAGUCGUUUAGCCGCCUCAGCUACCUAAAGCACCAUGAGCAGAGUCACAGCGACAAACUGCCUUUCAAAUGCACCUACUGCAGUAGGCUGUUCAAACACAAGCGCAGCCGAGAUCGCCACAUAAAACUCCACACCGGGGACAAGAAGUACCACUGCAGUGAAUGUGAUGCUGCGUUUUCCAGAAGUGAUCACUUGAAGAUCCACUUAAAGACUCACACUUCCAACAAGCCAUAUAAAUGUGCCAUUUGUCGCCGUGGGUUUCUGUCCUCUAGUUCCUUACACGGACACAUGCAGGUUCACGAGAGGAACAAGGACGGCUCCCAGUCUGGUUCCAGGAUGGAGGACUGGAAGAUGAAGGACACUCAGAAGUGCAGUCAGUGUGAGGAAGGCUUUGACUUCCCAGAAGACCUCCAAAAACACAUUGCAGAGUGCCACCCCGAAUGCUCCCCAAACGAGGACCGAGCGGCCCUCCAGUGCGUCUACUGCCACGAGCUCUUCGUAGAGGAGACCUCCCUCAUGAACCACAUGGAGCAGGUGCAUGGCGGGGAGAAGAAGAACUCAUGCAGCAUUUGUUCUGAGAGUUUCCACACAGUUGAGGAACUGUACAGCCACAUGGACAGUCACCAGCAACCGGAGUCGUGCAAUCACAGCAACAGCCCUUCCCUGGUCACGGUGGGCUACACCUCCGUGUCCAGUACGACUCCAGAUUCCAACCUCUCAGUGGACAGCUCAACCAUGGUGGAAGCUGCCCCGCCAAUCCCAAAGAGUCGAGGGAGGAAGAGGGCCGCUCAGCAAACCCCUGACAUGACUGGUCCCUCGAGUAAACAAGCAAAAGUUACCUACAGCUGUAUUUACUGCAACAAGCAAUUAUUUUCAAGUCUUGCAGUUCUGCAGAUUCACCUGAAAACUAUGCACUUAGAUAAGCCAGAACAGGCCCAUAUUUGUCAGUAUUGCUUGGAGGUCCUGCCCUCACUCUAUAACCUAAAUGAACAUCUUAAGCAAGUGCAUGAAGCUCAGGACCCAGGUCUGAUUGUUUCUGCCAUGCCUGCCAUUGUCUACCAGUGUAACUUCUGUUCCGAAGUUGUCAACGACCUCAACACUCUUCAGGAACACAUCCGAUGUUCUCAUGGAUUUGCAAACCCCGCAGCUAAAGAUAGUAAUGCGUUCUUUUGUCCCCAUUGCUAUAUGGGUUUUCUCACUGACUCUUCCCUCGAAGAGCAUAUUAGACAGGUUCAUUGUGACCUCAGUGGCUCCCGAUUUGGGUCUCCAGUGCUUGGCACUCCCAAAGAACCAGUAGUAGAAGUCUAUUCUUGUUCCUAUUGUACUAAUUCACCAAUAUUCAACAGCGUUCUUAAGCUGAACAAACAUAUCAAAGAGAAUCAUAAAAACAUUCCCUUGGCCCUGAAUUAUAUCCACAAUGGGAAGAAAUCCAGGGCCUUAAGCCCCCUAUCUCCUGUGGCCAUAGAGCAGACAUCUCUUAAGAUGAUGCAGGCAGUAGGAGGUGCACCUGCACGUCCAGCUGGAGAAUAUAUCUGUAAUCAGUGUGGUGCUAAGUACACAUCCCUAGACAGCUUUCAGACUCACCUAAAAACUCAUCUCGACACUGUGCUUCCAAAAUUGACCUGUCCUCAGUGCAACAAGGAAUUUCCCAACCAAGAAUCCUUGCUGAAGCAUGUUACCAUUCACUUUAUGAUCACCUCAACGUAUUACAUCUGUGAAAGUUGUGACAAGCAAUUCACAUCAGUGGAUGACCUUCAGAAACACCUGCUGGACAUGCACACCUUUGUCUUCUUUCGCUGCACCCUCUGUCAGGAAGUUUUUGACUCAAAAGUCUCCAUUCAGCUCCACUUGGCUGUGAAGCACAGUAACGAAAAGAAAGUCUAUAGGUGCACAUCUUGCAACUGGGACUUCCGCAAUGAGACUGACUUGCAGCUCCAUGUGAAACACAACCACCUGGAAAACCAAGGGAAAGUGCAUAAGUGCAUUUUCUGCGGUGAGUCCUUUGGCACCGAGGUGGAGCUGCAAUGCCACAUCACCACUCACAGUAAGAAGUACAACUGCAAGUUCUGUAGCAAAGCCUUCCAUGCGAUCAUUUUGUUAGAAAAACACUUGCGAGAAAAACAUUGUGUGUUCGAAACCAAGACACCCAACUGUGGAACAAAUGGAGCUUCUGAGCAAGUGCAGAAAGAGGAAGUGGAGCUGCAGACUUUGCUGACCAACAGCCAGGAGUCCCACAACAGUCACGAUGGGAGCGAAGAAGACGUCGACACCUCUGAGCCUAUGUACGGCUGCGACAUUUGUGGGGCAGCCUACACUAUGGAAACUUUGCUGCAGAAUCACCAGCUCCGAGACCACAACAUCAGACCUGGAGAAAGUGCCAUCGUGAAAAAGAAAGCUGAGCUCAUUAAAGGGAAUUACAAGUGCAACGUGUGCUCUCGAACCUUCUUCUCCGAAAAUGGCCUCCGUGAACAUAUGCAGACCCACCUAGGCCCUGUCAAACACUACAUGUGCCCUAUUUGCGGAGAGCGGUUUCCCUCCCUUUUAACUCUUACUGAACACAAAGUCACGCAUAGUAAGAGUCUUGAUACUGGAAACUGCCGGAUUUGCAAGAUGCCUCUCCAGAGUGAAGAGGAGUUUUUAGAGCAUUGCCAAAUGCACCCUGACUUGAGGAAUUCCCUGACGGGCUUUCGCUGCGUGGUGUGCAUGCAGACAGUGACCUCCACUUUGGAACUCAAAAUCCAUGGGACAUUCCACAUGCAAAAGACAGGGAAUGGGUCUGCAGUUCAGACCACAGGGCGUGGCCAGCACGUCCAAAAACUGUACAAGUGCGCAUCUUGCCUCAAAGAAUUCCGUUCCAAGCAAGAUCUGGUGAAACUUGACAUCAACGGCCUGCCAUAUGGUCUGUGUGCUGGCUGCGUGAAUCUCAGUAAGAGCGCCAGCCCAGGCAUUAACGUCCCUCCCGGCGCGAACAGACCAGGCUUGGGCCAGAAUGAGAAUCUGAGUGCCAUCGAGGGAAAAGGCAAGGUGGGAGGACUGAAGACGCGCUGCUCUAGCUGCAACGUUAAGUUUGAGUCUGAAAGUGAACUCCAGAACCACAUCCAAACCGUCCACCGAGAGCUUGUGCCAGACAGCAACAGCACACAGUUGAAAACGCCCCAAGUAUCACCAAUGCCCAGAAUCAGUCCCUCCCAGUCGGAUGAGAAGAAGACCUAUCAAUGCAUCAAGUGUCAGAUGGUUUUCUACAAUGAAUGGGAUAUUCAGGUUCAUGUUGCAAAUCACAUGAUUGCCAGUGACCACAGUAUUCAUUCAAACUGCACAGAGACACAUCUCAUCUGUAAAACACGGCCUACUGAUCUUAUUUGCUACUUGUAUUCUCAUAAGAAGAAACAUAGGAUUCAUUAUGAUGCAAUGGAAGUACAUUUUGUUUUGAGAUUAUGUAUAUCACAUGUAUGUUCCUACCAAGAAUUUCAUAAUAAAGAACGAAUAAAGAAGAUAGCUUUAUGUAUACAUGAAGGAGAAGGGAAGGGAAGCAAAAUGAGCGUCACAUAUAGGUGUGUUUAAUAUGCAGUGCUUGAUGUAUGUUGACCUCAGGUUACAAGAGUAGAAAAUCCCAUUUUCCAGCUUGUUUCAAAUAUAGUAAAAAUGCUGCUUCAGUUGCUUUAUGCUACUCACAUUGGGGAAGGUGCUUAUACUGUGAUAAUUAUCAUCAAGGAAUAUUAAUGCGUUCAGCAUUUGUAACCCAAAAACUCAUUAUAGCUUAAGCUGUGCAUCAUCUGUGAAGAGAGAACUUUGCCAGAAUUUGCUCUUCACAGGGGUUGCCUCCUGCUUGCUGCGGAGUGGUCAGAGUACUGCAAGAGGUCACUUAGGCUAUUUUUGAAAGCUGAAGUUUUGCAAUUUUUGAAUCACUACCUUCUGUCCAAAGAGCAUAUCAUUCUUGCCUCAAAAUGUCCUUCUUCUAAUUGAAUGCAUGGUAAAGUGCAAACUAUAACAAUAAUAAUAAUAAUUAAUAAAUAAGAGGUAACUGCAUCUCAUUAUGUAGAAUUCAAGAAGGUCAGCACAUGUAUUCCAUAUCAAGAUAAUUGAAGUAUUGGUGUCUUCUCUUCUGUCAUGGAGCAAAGGGAUUCAUUUACACCAGUUUCUUUAAUGCAGGUGCCUUUGGGUUUCAGAGAGAAAUGCCCCCACUGGGGCUCCACAUUACAGCCCUCUGGCUGGAAAUUGUGUAAAUAAGACUGCAGGGUCAGCCUUCGUUUUUUGGUAUCACUGUCUAUAAUUAGUCUGUGAUGACAGUCUUUUAUAUGAGCCUAAAACUGUUCCUGGGAUCAUUCCUCAUACAUCUAAGACGUCUAUCCAAUGCAUAGGUAGAUAUUUUUGCACAUAUGUUUAAAAUCAUUCUCCAGGGGCAUAUUGACUUGAUGGGAACUAGAAUCUCUGGGUGUGUUAAGAAUCCUUUAACUUCAUCUGAUCAAAAUAGCUGGUUAGGCAGCUCCAUUAUAAAUUAUAGGUGGUUAGUUUCCUAAGAACAUUGUGCCCUCACCUGUAGUGGGGCAGCUUGUUGAAAGGGAGCUGUGUGCCUGUGAUGUUUUUACAUGAUUAAAUCCCAUUAUUCUUCCCCCACUGAUCCAUUGCUUGUCAUUUCCCAUAAGUAACAUUGCUCCAUGCUGCAUGUUAUGGUUUGUGUGGGCCAGGCAGAGAGCACUAAUACUCAGUUCUAUCAGGCUGUCUGGCAUUGCAGGACUGCUGUGUUUCUGAGGUCAAAUUGUGAACCUGGCCUUGCUCCUGGGAGGACUAGAAAAAUAUAUUUCAUAACUUCCCAUAGACCUAAGCGAAGAGGAAGAAGGAAAAACAUGAAGCCCAUAGGCUCAGUUUAGAUGAGCUGAAAGGUUGGAAUUUAUCAAACAGGAAGGCUGACUGUUGCGUGGGAGGCUUCCUUACUGUGAGGGAUCACUGCCGUGGGUGCAGAAUCAGUCCUAGCUGAGGCCUUUGGGGGAUAAGGUAAUCAUUCAAAUAGCCCAGUAGGCACAGACACACAAGCUGAUAAUCUGGAGUAAACCUGCUGAAAUAGGAAUUUACUUACCUGUUAAAACCACUUACAUGAAGGAAUACGGAUAGAAUGAGUACUGUGCAUUCAGGGCAGAUACUGUAGACUGCUUCACUGAAAGUAAUUUGUGCCGUUGUUGUUGUUGUUGUUUUGAAUGGGACAGAACCUUUAUUUUAUGCGGCAGAGCACUGAUACCACAAAAUGGAUGGAUUUCCUGAAGCAGAGACAGGUUCUCAAUCGUUUUGGGCUGCGAUGCUGGCAGUAUGGUGAAGAAAUACAGUAGCAGCAGAUCUUCUGUAAGGAUGUAAACUUAAUAAUCUUUAUGAAUUUUGAGUAACUCAUAACUCCACUUCCUCACCCAAAGAAACAUUAUGAAAAGAUUGCUUCUAAAUCCUUCAGACAUUCUCUGCACUUAUGAUAGAUGCCAUCCUCUUUACCUUGAGGCAUUGGAAAUAAAUGUGGGGUUUUUUUUUUUUGCAAGAGAUAAAAACGUAUACUUUAGAAGGAGCAAAUUGUAUUUUCAUGUUUUAAGUUCACUGUUUGCACUUGAUGUGGUGAGAUCCAAAUGUGAAGAAUUGCUUUUGACAUUAUUUCUGUGUCUCCUGUAUGCCAGAACCACUGCAUUAUUAUGCUGAAAUGUACCAUCACAUGGGAUAAAUGUGAUGUUGGAAACCUGGAAAUAGUAUGUAUUAUAUUACAUUCUAUGUCCAGGGUCCUUAGGAUAAUUGUAACUUCUUUAGUUACUAAAACAAUUCCACUUACCUUAUUAAGGAUACGUUGACUAAAACUACAUGUGCAUGUGUCUUUUAAGAAAAAAUUAUAAUCGUCCAAGUGUUGUGGGUUUGUUUAGGGGCAAAAAAAGGGCUUUCAUUUUUAAAUGAAAAGGUUAUUUUAACUUUCUCUAAAAGUCUGUUUUACAUAAUCUAUACCUUGAACUAACACAUACCAUGUUAUAAAGUAAACCUUAAAAUACAUACAUCAAAGGUCUUAACUUGCAUGACUGAUUUCAGAAUUCUAAUUCAGAUUUUCUGUCAGUAACUAUGGUUUUCUAUUUUUAUGGUCCUUUUCUAAAAUAAAUUUUUGUAGUCUUCUUUGUGUAUUUAAAUGUGUGCGUGUGCAUGUGUGUGUGUCACAUGCGUACAUCUGUGUGUGGACAUGUACCCGCUGUUAGUCUCUUCCACCACACACUCACUGGUGCAGCACUCCCUGUCUUGUGUUUAGCAUGUUCCCAACAGCUUAGGGAGAUGGUACAAAAGUGAAAUGAAAACUGUGCAGCUUAGAUUGGAGUCUGAUAUUUGAAAGAGAGAUAUUGGAAAAGGAUGUUUUUUUUGGCUUGGCUCCUUUUAGAUGUGAUUGCUGCUUCAUUAGGACUUGGAAGAGUUUCCUGUGGUUAAAUUUAAU
Cercocebus atys (sooty mangabey) is the source of this 7058-nucleotide messenger RNA. RefSeq names its product zinc finger protein 521 (gene ZNF521). Gene Ontology annotation, cellular component: chromosome; nucleus. Gene Ontology annotation, molecular function: chromatin insulator sequence binding; DNA-binding transcription factor activity, RNA polymerase II-specific; RNA polymerase II transcription regulatory region sequence-specific DNA binding. Bases 248 to 4180 code for a protein of 1310 amino acids. The transcript has 6 exons. The record is from RefSeq and is a predicted model, not a curated record. Gene Ontology annotation, biological process: regulation of transcription by RNA polymerase II. Lineage: Eukaryota; Metazoa; Chordata; Mammalia; Primates; Cercopithecidae.